Molecule: messenger RNA, 15221 nt
Organism: Lepus europaeus (European hare)
Lineage: Eukaryota; Metazoa; Chordata; Mammalia; Lagomorpha; Leporidae
Gene: STARD9
Product: StAR related lipid transfer domain containing 9
Exons: 33
Coding region: 70-13953 (4627 amino acids)
Biological process (GO): microtubule-based movement; spindle assembly
Cellular component (GO): centriole; cytoplasm; nucleus
Molecular function (GO): microtubule binding; microtubule motor activity; lipid binding
Source: RefSeq, a predicted model, not a curated record
UGGGAUUGUGGCUUGGGCCCGGGAUGCCGCCUCUGGGUCCACCUGCUGGAGUUGAGUUGUGGCCAAGGAAUGGCGAACGUGCGGGUGGCGGUGAGGGUCCGGCCUCUCAGCAAGAGGGAGACCAAGGAAGGGGGAAGAAUUAUUGUGGAAGUUGAUGGCAAAGUGGCAAAAAUCAGGAAGUUAAAGGUGAAUAGUCGACCAGAUGGCUUUGGGGACUCUCGGGAGAAGGUUGUGGCAUUUGGCUUUGAUUACUGCUACUGGUCAGUCAACCCAGAGGACCCCCAGUAUGCGUCUCAGGAUGUGGUGUUCCGGGACCUGGGGGCUGAAGUGCUCAGUGGAGCUACCAAAGGCUACAACAUAUGCCUUUUUGCCUAUGGCCAAACAGGCUCUGGGAAGACAUACACCAUGCUGGGGACCCCAGCCUCCCUUGGGCUGACACCACGGAUAUGUGAGGGUCUUUUCAUCAGGGAGGAAGACUAUGCCUCAUUGCCUUCUUCUUGUAGGAUAAAAGUCAGUUUUCUGGAAAUCUAUAAUGAACGGGUACGGGAUCUGUUGAAACAGUCUGAUCAAAGAAAGUCGUAUACCCUGCGGAUCCGAGAGCACCCAGAGACGGGGCCAUACGUACAAGGCUUAUCUCAACAUCUGGUUACCAGCUAUAAGCAAGUAAUCCAGCUCUUGGAGGAGGGAAUAGCAAACAGAAUCACAGCAGCCACCCACGUUCAUGAGACGAGCAGCAGAUCCCAUGCCAUCUUCACCAUCCACUACACACAGGCAAUCCUGGAGAACAACCUCCCCUCUGAGAUUGCCAGCAAGAUCAACCUUGUGGACCUAGCAGGCAGUGAAAGAGCGGAUCCCAAUUACUGUAAGGACCGGAUCACUGAAGGAGCCAACAUCAACAAGUCCCUUGUGACUCUGGGAAUUGUCAUCUCCACCUUAGCCCAGAACUCUCAAGUAUUCAGCGGCUGCCAGAGCCUCAGUUUUGCAGCCAGCAGCAGUGGGGCGAGCGGCGGAGGGAGACCCCCGCGGAGGCAGUCUUACAUCCCAUACCGGGAUUCUGUGUUGACCUGGCUGCUCAAGGACAGCCUCGGUGGCAACUCCAGAACGAUCAUGGUCGCCACUGUGUCUCCUGCACACACUAGCUACAAUGAGACCAUGAGCACAUUGAGAUAUGCGUCCAAUGCCAAAAACAUCAUCAACAAGCCACGGGUAAAUGAGGAUGCGAACAUAAAGCUCAUCCGAGAACUCAGGGAAGAGAUUGAGAGACUGAAAGCCAUGCUGCUGAGCUUUGAACUGAGGAACUUCCACUGGUUACACAGUGAAAGCGAUGAAAAUCUGAAGGAGCUGGUUAUCCAAAGUGAAGUGAAGAUAGACCAGCUGACAAAAGACUGGGCUGAGAAGUGGAAUGAUUGGCAGGCCCUCAUGGAACACUACAGUGUGGACAUCAACAGGAGGAGGGCUGGGGUAGUCAUCGACUCAAACCUGCCGCACCUGAUGGCCUUGGAGGACGACGUGCUCAGCACAGGUGUCGUGCUCUAUCACCUCAAGGAAGGGACAACAAAAAUUGGAAGGAUCGACUCAGAUCAGGAACAGGACAUUGUCCUACAGGGUCAGUGGAUUGAGAGAGAUCAUUGUACUAUCACCAGUGCCUGUGGGGUAGUCGUUCUCCGGCCUGUCCAGGGGGCCCGCUGCACGGUCAAUGGCCGGGAGGUCACUGCCUCCUGUCGUCUGACUCAAGGAGCUGUCAUAACCCUGGGAAAAGCCCGGAAGUUCCGAUUCAACCACCCAGCGGAAGCCGCUGUCCUGAGGCAGCGCCGGCAGGUCAGCGCAGCUGUCGGAGAGCCUGUGGGUGGCAGCGACUCUUUGGAAUGGCUGGACUUGGAUGGAGAUGUCACUGCCUCCCGGCUGGGUCUCUGCCCUUUGCUUUGGAAGCAAAGGACAGCCUUGGAAGAGCAGUGUGGCGAGGACCACCAGCUGCUGAAGUGUGGAGCGACGUCCCACAGGGCCCAGACUCGGCAGCAGCGGUGUUACGUGGAGACGUUGAGACAACAGAUCCUAGCAGGACGGAGGAGAGCUGAGAAGGAACUGGAACUUGGCCAGGCUCGCUUCAGCCAGCAGGUUAAAGGCGGCCAGCAGUGGCUGCUCAGAGAGACCUGGCUGAGUGGCUUGCAGCAGCAGCAGCAGCAGCAAGAAGACCGUGGGCCCGAGAAAGAACGUGAGGCCUCUGUGGCGGAUCUUGAAACUCGGUCAUCCCCACGGGUCCGAAGCCGGAAGCAGCUCCCGCGGACACACGCUCUUUGGGCCACAGGGCGGAACAUUCGGCGAAGAAAGAUCCCAUUGCAGCUGGCGAGGGUCAUCAAGAAACAAAGGGUUCUGGAGGCCCAGCGGAGAGCGGAGCAACUCUGGGCACCGUGCCGGCUCCAGGAUGACGGCACCCAGGAGUCCUCGUGCCAGAUCCCCAGGUCUGGUGCCACAGUCCCUGGGCCUCAUCGUAGAAACAAACCAGCAAGUUGCAGUGUUUUGAGCCUACGAAAGCUCUGCAGCCAGCGUUUACCUCAGCUUCCCAGUGUUUUCUGGAAGUGGGAUCUCUCCACCAUGUUACCACCUAUGCCUGACCCUACUCACCAAGCAUUAGUGAAAGCCCCAUCAGAAGCACAAUUUCCCAAGGCUGCUUCUUAUCUUCCAAGAACAGCACGUCUCCACAAGAACAGAAUCCGUUUCUCGGGCCAGCAGCAAUUCUUCGCAACGAGAGGAGCCUUGGCCAGGAAGGUAGCCCCGACUCCAGGCACACGCAUCACUGUGAGCCCCCAGUCUGUUGAAAUGGAGAGAGUGGGUAAGCCCAGUGAGAUAGUGGCCCAAGGCUUAGCCUCUCUGAGCCAAUCAGUUAACAAGCUAAAGCCAAGGAAUGAACCAAAGACCCACACACCUACCAUGACCAGAAAGAUGAAGGAACUGGCAAAUCCUGAGCACGCAAAAGCUGAGUGGCAAAAAGAAGAGAACCUUGGGACCCACAAGCCUGAUAAGGGAGGUUCUCUGUGUCCCCAUGGACCCAAACAGGCAGCUGGGCGUGGAAAGGCAGCCAAGCCUUAUCGUGCAGAAUCCAAACCAUCUUUUCCAAGCAGGGCAUCUAAAAGGCAUCAGAAGAUACUGGUGGCUAGGGUCAAAGACAUUGCCAGAACAUCCUCUCACUUGCUUCAUGGCAGGCUGUCAAAGAGACAACAUGGUGCAGCGGACCCAGACACGGUGGCCCCACUCACAGACUCCAGCCCAGCAGUGGAUAAUGCAAGAGAAAAAGACAAUGGCUUUUCGGACACAGAUAGCAGUUACUCAGCGGAUUCUCUCUCCUGUGUCUGUGCCAAAGCCCUGACAGCGCCACUAAAGGCAGAGGACCCUCAGGGGAACAAGUGGAAUCUCCCAGGGAUAGAGAACUCGGAAAGUGAUGACAGCCAAAUAUCUGAGGACUCACUGGCUGAGAAAGAGUACCAAGGCUCAAAAGACAGUCCACGGAACAAUCAGCCAACCAAUGACCAUGGUCACCCCAGGACCAGAACUAAAGCCACUGGGAGGGACUUCACCAUGGUGUCCUCAGACAGUGGCCUACUUGCCCAGUCACAGAGGAGCUUUUCCUUGGAUAGCCUGAUUGAUGCUGAGGAAGAAUUAGGGGAAGAUGAGCAAAAAGAGCCUCUCCUUGCUUCAGCUAAUGAGAUGCCCACGGAAACCUUCUGGCGCCUGCAGAACUCCAGUCUGCCUGUGCUGGAGCAGGAGGCAAUGUGCAGGCUUGGCCCCAUCAACCACCAGACAGGAGCGAGGCUGGGCACCAUCCUGCCAGUGAGCAGUUCAUUUCGCCGAGAUCCUCAGUUUCAACCCCGCUGUGAGCAGCCUGAGUCCGAAGUAGAAGCAAGUUACUCUGAACGAGCCAACUCUCUCCAAGGCGUACAGGUUUCAAGAGAGAGCCCACUGGUGUCAAUGGAUUCCUGGUUUUCCUGCGACUCCAAGAUCAGUCCCAACAGCCCCCAAGAAAUAGUGGGUUCUUUAUGUCCAAGUCCUGAUGCACAGGAGGUUCAGCCCUGUGGUGGGGAGAGGCCUGGAUACUGGCUCAACAUUGAAGAACUAAAGUCAUCAGGUACAGGAACAGUCUUCCCACGCAGCUCUACACUUUCCCAAGGCAGUACCGAUCAACCCUGCGAUGUGAGAAAUGUGUAUACAACCUCUACUUCGGACACAUCCAAGCUCGCUCUCUGGGGAGGACAAAAGCUGCUUCAAACAAGAGCCGAAGGUAUUUUUCAGGAUAGAGACAUCCCCGACGUGACCCAGCAGGGCAACUCGGAAGCAUCCCAGAACUCCAGUGUCUCCAGCGUGCUGGCUGCCUCUGCUGCCUCUUUCACUUAUGUAGGCAGCACCUCGGAAAGAGACUGGGCUGCCCUUCAGCAAAAGUACCUCCUUGAACUCUCUCAUCCCGUUUUUGAAGCCAUAGGAGAACCCAGGGCCGCUUUGCCCUGCCUUGGGGAAGACUCUGCUUCCCUGGCAGAGGCUAGUGGCACAGGAGGAGAUACUGUAUUGGCAACUGGUUCUGGGGUAUCCAGCGAUCUGAAUUGCGGCAGCUUUCCAAUCCAUCCAUCCAAAAUUAGGCAUUUAAGAGCAGAGAAAGAACAGGACAGUUUGAAUACCAAAUUAGAGAGUACAUCAGAUUUCUUUAGCACUAGUGAGAAAGAGGUGAGUUACAACGAAACUUACUCAGCAGACUUAGAAUCACUGGCUUCCGGGUCUACGAAGGCACAGGUCUUUGCAACAGAGAACAAGAUACCGAAUUGCACGACAGAAGCAUACGAAGUCACACAGAACCAUUUAAAAGAAUGCUUUCAGGCUAGCAGGAAAUCAGGGUUGAUGGCUUCCUCUCAUGGGUAUUUCUUCCGGAAGAAUGUCUGUCGUAAUCACCUCACCAUAGCCACCAAAGCAGACCACUGGUCCCACAGCUGGACUCCUCUCAGGACAACUAGCGUAGUCCAGUCCGAGCAGUUUAGUCAGGGCAGCCACAGCUUCCUGCAGGCCGAGAAGGCAGGGCGCCAGGAGAGCGCUCAGGAAGUGGUUGCCAGACAAACAGACGUGUCCUUUGCCUUCUCCUCUGGCCCAGAGCUGGUCCUGCACUCCGCUCCCUGGACUCCACUGCCGUCCUCCCUGCAGCCGCCUCCCUUGGAAACGUUCUAUGUAACCAAAAGCAGGGAUGCGCUGACCGAGACCGCCUUAGAGACCCCAGCCUACAGAGAGGUGAGGGCGCCUUCCCCGCCCCCCAGGGAGGCCUGGGGCUUGGGCCGCGACCGCCAAGCCCUCCGGAAUGCUUAUUCUGGGAAUAAUUUGCCAGUGCUGUUACAGAAGCAGUGUCCCAAGAUGGCCGCAGCUUGGCAGGGCGUAGCCGAGAAGCCAGUCGAUCUGAAUGCCAGGGAAGUUAUCAGGGAAUUAGCGAAAUGCCCUGGAAAUAGUCAAGAAGAAAGCAGUAAUGCAAAUUCAGUUUAUUUUUUUGUUGCUGAGGACAGACAUGCUAUCCCUUCUAGCAGCACAGGAGAACGUGAAUACGAAAACCAAGUUGGAAUUUUCUAUCAUGAGGGAGAAGAGGCUGCUGCCCAGUCCUGUGGUGAUGGUUCCUCAGGCAGCUCUGGCUCUGGGAAGCCUUUACUCCUCAUUUGCGAAUCUGAGACAGGUGAGGAAGAGCAGGGUCAGACUUCAGUCCCGAGACAGGCCCAGGGCCAGGACAGGAGCAGACAGCUUUCCUCUGGGGCCCGGAUUGACUUCAUCUAUAAAACCACCAGAUUAGAACUUAAGAAGGGCAGGCCAGGGGAGAGCGGUGAUUCUUUCGAGUCCAGAAUGCUGCAUUAUAGAGGAAACAGCCCAGUGAUAGCGGGGCCGGAUGAGAGCUUACCCCGCAAGUGGGAAGGGGAGAAUGAAACUGGACUGCUAGGAAAAACUCUUCAUCCCGAAGACAGCACAGAAGAGAUGAAGCUUCGAGGGACGGAAUGUAUUUAUGACAGAUGCCAGUCAGCUACAUGCUCUCAGGAAAGAAAUCCCAGUGCGUACAAGGGCCCUGGACAAGAAAUGUUAAACCCUAAAGAAGAACCUUCGGGAAAGGGCAGGAAGAAAAGGAUUAGUAACGCUGAUGAGAUGGCUAGGCUAAUUAGAAGUGUAAUGCAGUUGGAAGACAGCAUAUUAGAAAUUGGAUCCAAGCAGAAUAAGCAGCUUCAUGCUUCCCACACGCCAGGAGUCAGUGAGGAGUUUGUGUUCCAGGACCAGGAGAAAGCUGACCAUGUCCUGAGGACAGGCGGUCCUGGAAACCCUUGGACCUUCGAGGACCAGCCGCCUUCUCCCAGACAGACGGGUGAUGUGAUCUUCAGUGAUAACGAAGCUGGAGAUGUCGACAUGAACAGUAGCGCUGGGAAUGAUCCCCAGGCCCAGAAAACUACUGUGAACCCCUUCAAGUCAUGGGAACAUGUACAAGAGAGUAAAUUAGUGAGAGAACACACCCACCCAGCCGAACUAGACCCACCUACCAGGGACACAUGUGAUUCUUCAGGGACGUGCCCAGCUCACAAGGAAUCCACCAAUACUUGUUGUCACCCAAGGAGAAUGACAGCACUGGCUAAAGCUGUGCCAUUACAGCCUGGGCCUCAGAGGUCUCCUGAGAGUGUCAAGCCAGUGAAAGCAUCAGUGAGCCCCAGUGAGCAGCUCUGGGGCUUGGGGAAGGAAUUAAAGACGGUGGCAGACUUUAGGGAAAGCCAGAUUUCCAGCCACAUGAGUAGAUCCAAGCAAGAAGAGCCAAAAGCUCAAGAUAGAGUUGAGGUGAUGGCUAUGCAAAGAGGUGGCAACUUACAAGAAGAGAGUAAAAUGGUCUCAUUAGUUCAGAAACUUGCUGGUCCAUGCCGUCUUUGUAUGGGCACAUUUUUCAGCCCAGAGACUGUUUGCCCGUUACUGAGCCAGACAGACUUCACCUCGGCUCCUACUCACCAAGGCUUGAGUAAUACCUUGUCCUUGAUUUCUCCAAGGCUGCCGAGACACCAUCUCCAUACCCCUGCAACUGUAGGCGCCUCUUUGGAUAUGCUGGAUCUCACAACCUUGGACAUUCAUGACACUCCCUUGGUACCAGGGCAUCAGGACCGUAAUGGAGAGACUAGAAUCCACAGCCCUGAGGGAGAUGGUAGAGGAGGCUCCUCUGUGGAAAUCACUGCUUGUUGUAGGUCUGCAGUGUCCAUGGCCAUGGGGUCUCUUGGUCAGUCUGGUGCACCAGAGAUUAUCCCCCUGGGGACAGAGGACAAGGUAUCAGCAAGCGUCAGCCCCCAGGACCAAGAAGGGAACCUCAGAGCCACCUCGAUGGGUUUGAAUGCCAGGGAAGGUCUUGAUUCUGAGACCGAAGCACCUGUACAAAAAGAACUGAGAACCAGUACUUUGAACAGGGUCUCUAGGCUGUUGGAAAAAAGGGUUCACUUCCCCUUAGAAGAUGAUAAUGACCAAGGCAGGAAGGCAAGACAGAAGGCAGGGAAGGAGGCUGAGGAUACCGAACUUAGCAGUGACGUGUUCCCAGCACCUGCUUCCCUGCCUAGAGUGCCUAAUCCCGAGCCCAGGCUGUUGGAGCCUUCUGUCCAUGCAUCCAUGUGCCUGGCUAUCUUGGAGGAAAUCAGACAGGCCAAGGCCCAGAGAAAGCCGCUCAGUGACUUUGUGGCUGAGCAGACUGCCCUACCUUACCACGAAGCUUUACCCGACUCCCCUUCAGGGGCCACUGGCGGACCUCACCAGAAGCAAACGGAUCAUCUGGUGUCAGGCAGGACCGGGAGUGAGGAUGAAACACAGGGAUUUUGUGUAUCAUCUCCAUCUGCAGACGAGAGGCAAGGCCAGACCACGCCCACUGCUGCAGGCAAGUUUCACCCUCUGCUGAACACGCACUCUGACACAGGGUGGCGCCAUCCCUCCCAGGCUUCCUCUCCUGCUGCCCCUGCUGCCAGUGCCAGAGAGCUGAAACGCCUCCUGGGAGCAGGAACGCCGUGUGUGGGUCAGUCUAGUUCUGAACGUGGAAAGAAAAAGCCAGGAGCCAGAGCACCUACCUCUGCUGACCCUUUGGCCUCAGGCAGUUUUCUUUCUUCAACAGCUGUGGAAGGCAACGAGGAGGAGGCACCAGAGAAAGUAGCUGUUGCCUUACCUUCUCAGGCCCCUUGUGAUGGUUCUGGAGUGAUUCUGCGCAGACAGAGUCGCUUAGCUGCCUGGGAGACUGUGGAGGGCAUGCCUCCUGGCAGUCAGGGCAGCAGCCCAGAGCGCCAGGAGCCUAGAACUGUAGAUUGUGCCUAUGGAGGACUCUCAGGUAACUUGUUGGGGACUGUACGGGGAGGACAAACAGCCCAUCUUGUAAAUCAGUCUGUGAGCUGUGAUACGCAGAAUUCUGCAGGUCUCUUAGGGCCUAAGCAAGGCCAUGUCCAAUACCCUGAAUCUUCCCCUGGGUUAGAAGGGAGGGCCAGUCCCAAAGAGCAUCCUGUUCUUCCCGGAGCCCUGAGGAGGGCUGAGCUAGAAGCUCCCACACAGCAGUGUGUGGAGCCGAGGGAGUAUAUUGGGUCUGGGCUGACACAAGCCUUCAUGGCUGGCAAGAAACAUCCCAAGCCUCCUCUGUUGCCGGAUCAAAGACCUAGCCCAGGUCCUGGGGGAGUAAGGGAGGAGGCCCCGCGUAGAUACCCCAAGGGGACUUUAGAUCGCCUUGUUUUCUCAGGCAGCACCGGACGCAGCAGGACUCUCAGCUCACCUAAAGGGCCAGAAGAGAGCAGAAGUCUUUGCCGACAACUGUGCAAUGCUCAGCCCGUUGCUGUUCUUGUCUGUGCCUCCCCUUCCUCCUCUUCUCUGUGUUACAGAGACGGAGACCCAGGGAGGAGGACUUCUAAGGCCGGUCUGCGUACUAUUCACCCACCCUGCGCACUGCGUUCUAGGGCCUGUGAAAUGGAUGAGAAAGGACAGAACUCUUACAGGGAAUCUGAAGUGCUCUUGGCCCAUGGCCUUGAGCCCAAAAGCAUGAACAUGGAACUCAGGCCAGCAGGCAGCAGCCCUCUGGAGCCCUCGACUACAACUGCCACCUUACGUCCAGCUCGGGGUGACGGGUCACCUUCUGUCCCUGAGGUGAGGACAGGUUCCUUUAGCCGUACAGCUGCUGAUGGAAGUUCAAGGUCAAUGAGGGAUCCGGAGAAAAAGCUUGCUGAGAAGAAAGGCCCCGUAGAACUUAGCACUGCCCAGUUCCCUGAGCCUCCCGGGAAGUUUCAGGAUAACUCUGUAGGUAGCCAGAACACACAGGUGUCUCAUUCCAUACCAGCUCCAACAACGUGGGGACCACACCCCCUGAGUGUAAGUGAGGACUCUGUUAGUGAGCUGGUGGAAGAGCCACACAAUGGAUGUUUAGAAAGUACUGCCAGAUGCCUUUCAGAAAAAACACAACUUUCCAUUGAGGCGGGGGAUCAGAGUUUCUUGAAUCCCCAAGUCAAGUUUGUGACAAGGUUAGAACUUGUCUGCAGCCCUCGGGUUGAAAGUCCCUGGGAGGAGGAGGAGCAGCAGAGAGACCAGGCUUUAGGUAGUGGUGAGAGUCCCACACCUCCAGGUGACGGUGGCUCGGAUGGCUGUCAGAUUAGAGAGACUGCGAGAAAGGAGGUGGCUGUGACCGAGUCUCCUGUAUCCAGCUUGUUCUCGCCAAACUUGGGACAAAGUGAAACACUAGAGCCGGCCGCUCACCACAGGUGCUCACUUCCUGUGAUUGCAGUCUUUUCUGGCCACAAACACUCCAAGUCCUCCCCCAGACCACAGUUCUCUGUGGUCAGCUCCUCUCGAUCCCUUCAGGAGCUUAACUUGAGUGUGGAGCCUUCCUCCUCUGUAGACCAAGAUACACAGGAAGUCAACAGGUUGUUGAACCCUCAUCUCGGGGGUUGUUUCUCAGAAAAGUCAGUGGCGAGAACAUCCCUGAAGGCUGAGCACCGUGAUCAGAAGUCCCCAUCCAGUGUGGCUGACAGCCCUGCUGAUCACAGGCCCCUGGCACCUCCCACCCUGCCUUUUCCAACUUCCACUGCCUCUUGCAUGCCAACUGUGACCAGCUGGAUGUCUGGUACUUUGGAACAGGCCCAGCAGGGAAAGGCGGAGAAGCUGAGUGUGCAGGUUAGGCCAGGGAAUUGGCACUCUGAGGUGAACAAAGGCAUGUUACACUCUGGCUCCAGUGAGAUCAACCCCUGUGUCCUGCCACAGUGUCCAGAGGGGCCUGUGUGCAUUGGCUGGAAGCAAUAUGUGCUUGGCAGUGUGAUCGAUGGCUCUUGCAGCCAGAAAUCCCAGGGCCUGACGUCAUCAAACGUGGCUCAGUGCUCCAGCGUGGACAAUGGUUCGGAAGACCAGGACUCAUCAUCCCACUCCCACCUCUGCCCCUGUGCCAAAACCCUGGCUCUGUUGGGCUCACAGAACAGCACUGAGAAUGCCCAAGGUUCAGAUGAGGCCUGCAAAGCAUGGAGUUCCUCAUUUGAUGUGGGGGAGCCGCAUGUCCCGACUGGUCCUGCAGCAGCGCCCGCUACUUUGGAUCCUGACGAGAGACCUCAGUUCAAGGACCUCCCUGACAAAGCAGGCUGCCUGAGGCACGAGCGCCCCUUGGCCGAGGGAAGUGCUGUAGGGCCAGUGGAUGAGACGCUCCUGCUGUGUACGCCAGAGGCAGGCUGCCCUGGGGGACAGGCCGGGGUAAACACCUUUGAGCAGAGCACACAGACUGUGGGCUGCAGGUGCCCCUGGAGCCGUGCGGACCUCACCUCUGCUCAGCCUGGAGCCAGUGCGGUGUCGGCCUCUGAUCUCUCUGCCUGGACCAGGAUGCACAACCUCUCUCUGCACCUCUCACAGCUGCUCCACAGUACCUCAGAGCUGCUCAGGAGCCUCUCCCAGCCAAGUGUGACCAACAGGCAACACGAUGCCAAGAAGGACCCCCUGGAAAAGCCCUCACAGGCACCAAUGAUGGAUGGCUCUACUCAGACCACUCUAGAUAAGGGCAGCCAGACUGACCUGGCCUUACCCGCUCUGUGCCUGCAGGUCCAAGAGGCCAAACUUAAGGAAACCAAUAUGAUCCUUGAUGUCCUGGGCUCAGAGGUCUCAACCGUGUUUCCAGAAAGAAGAGAUGUCUCAGGACCACUUCAGGAGGAGGGGACGGGAGAAACGUCAGGGCCCCCAGAUCUUCAGGAAGAAAGUACCCAUGAAAGGCCCCAGAGCCCUCCGGGGCCCUCAUCCCACUUGAGGUUUCAGAAAGCACCCCUGGGGCAGGACCUGCCUUCUGCGAGCUCCUCGGGGCCUCUGGAUGCUUCCCUGCCGCCCAGCGCCCAGCCAAAGGGAUCUUGUGUGGUUGUCCGCAGCCCCAGCCUGGUCAUCUCUCAGUUGCCAGGGCUCUUCCCCAGUACUUCAGAGUCCACCGGGGAGCCCGGGGUGCAGACGCUGAGCCCUGUGAAUGCCUUGUUGGUCGAUAGAGCUUCUUCCCCUAUCCUCACCCUUAGCGCCAGCACCCAAGAGUUGGGUCUCCGUCUAGGCUCAUUGGCUGCUACAGCCCCCCCAGCUCCUCUUCUUGAAAGCCACCAGAGGCUUGGCUCCAGCCCAGACCUUCCUGUUGGUGCCCCAAGGCCUCCAAUAGAUAAUUAUUUCCAACCUGCUGAUGAAUCGGGUGGUUUGCAGAGAGUUGAGGCUCCGGGGGAAGGUACAAGUUCCCUAGAAAGGAGUGAGGGGAGGUUAUUCCUUGAGUCGAACUCCUUGUGCAGCUCACAGCAGAGCUCAAAACUGCAAGUUGGUUUCUUAGAGCAGCCCCCUCAACAGCUUCAGCCCCCGACCGCCAUCAGGAUCCCAAGCAGGCUGCCGGCACCACCGCCGAGGCACGAGAGCCAGAGGUGGGCUGUCCACUUUGUUCCUGAGGCGGUGGCUUCUCCAGAGCAUGGCCCGCUGAGCGAUACGGGGCCAAAUCAGUGGCAGAGCAGGCCAGGAAGUGGGGGUGAGGCUCCAACACCUUUAGUAGAACUACACCCCACUCCGGCUGCCAUCUCUUCAUGCGGAGGCCUCCAGCACCUCAGCUCCUGCCCUGUCUCUGUGUUGAGGGGUCCUGUGGGGCUCCAAGGUCCCGCCUUGGGCCCACUUCCGGUCUGCCAACCUGAGGAGCUGUUGCACCCCAGUUCUCAGAUGUGUGUGGCUCUUGAGCCCCAGCAUCACAACCUGGGGGACCUGCCAGUGCAUAACAAAUUUAGUAACUGGUGUGGGGUUCAAGACGGCUCUCCUGGGGGGCUGGGGGCGGCUGAGGACCUGGGGGCCAGUUGUGAUCUCAGCUCUGGAGAACAGGGGCAGGGGCCCCCACAGCCUCCUGACGAUCGGAGCCAGACUCCUGAGUGGUCCCAGAGGGAGCAGAUCCCCCUGCAGGUUGGAACCCAGAGCGUCUCACUCAGCGUGGAACUCACGGAAGCAAAGCUGCACCAUGGCUUCGGAGAGGCGGAUGCUCUGCUGCAGGUGCUGCAGAGUGGGAGCGGGGAGGCGCUUGCUCCUGAUGGCCCCGUCACGUCCACCUGGGAGAAGCUCCACGCUCGGCAAAAAGAAACCAUCGACACCCUGAGGAGAGAGCGCGCUAACCGACUGCAGAGUUUCCGCCGGGCAUGGAGCCUCAGCCCCCAGAAACAGCUGAGCCUCCUGCCCAGCAGGGGUCUCCCCCCACAGGACCUGGACUUGCCCAGCAGGCGCCGAGAAUACCUGCAGCGACUGAGGAAGGACGUGGUGGAGACCACCAGGAGCCCAGAGUCAGCAUCCCGGGCUGCUCACCUGCCCUCGGACAUAGAGCUGAUGCUGCAAGAGUACCAGCGGGCCCGCGAGGAGGCCAAGGUGGAGAUUGCCCGGGCCCGGGCCCGACUGCGGGAGCGCACUGAACAGGAGAAGUUGCGAAUCCGCCAGCAGAUUGUUUCCCAGCUUCUGAGGGAAGAGGUAAAACUACACACACAGGCCAAUUCCAGCUCCUUGUGCUCCAGCUCCAAUGGAAGCGUCUCCUCUGGCAUGACCUCUGGCUACAACAGCAGCCCAGCUCUGGCAGGCCAGCUGCAGUCCCCGGAGAGUGUGGGGGACAUGAACUUGUCUGAUUCCAGAGAUGCCUGGCUAGAAGACGGGCGGGGACGUUCUGCAGAGAGGAGCAGCCACCUGCAUCUGGCCACAUCCGCCUGGAAGGGCUCAGCCUACAGCCACAGACCUCCCCAGGGCACUUGCUGCUGCUCUCCAACCAGACUCCCCAGCCCGGCGACCUGCUUCUCCUCCUCCUACCAGGACCUGGCCAAGCAUGUCGUGGACACAUCCAUGGCAGAUGUCAUGGCGGCUUGCUCGGGUAACCUGCACAGCCUCUUCAGCCGCCAGGCAGCGGCCGGCUGGAACUACCAGGGUGAGGAGCAGGAGGUGCAGCUGUACUACAAGGUGUUUUCUUCCACUCGGCAUGGCUUCCUGGGGGCAGGUGUGGUGUCCCAGCCGCUGUCGCACGUGUGGGCAGCGGUGAGUGACCCUACGCUUUGGCCCCUGUUUCACAAGCCCAUCCAGACAGCAAGGCUGUUCCAGCGAGUGACCAACAGCAUCAACCUAGUGUACUUGGUGUGCAACACGACCACGUGUGCGUUGAAGCAGCCGCGGGACUUCUGCUGUGUCUGUGUGGAAGCCAAAGAGGGGCCCCUGUCUGUCAUGGCAGCCCAGUCAGUAUAUGACACCUCCAUGCCAAGGCCCAGCAAAAAUAUGGUCCGAGGAGAAAUACUACCCAGCGCCUGGGUCCUGCAGCCUGUCACCGUGCAAGGGAAGGGUGUCACCAGAGUCGUCUACUUGGCCCAGGUGGAGCUUGGCGCUCCUGGCUUCCCGCCUCAGCUGCUGAGCUCCUUCACCAAACAGCAGCCACUGGUCAUAGCCAGACUGGCUUCCUUCCUGGGCAGUUAGCAUCUCCCCGGCCAGGCGGUGCUGCACACGCCGCGGCAGCUCUUCUUACUUUCCGUGCCCCGACGCAGGAGCCAGUGCGAGUGGCUGCGGCUGACUGGGCAGCCGGCGCCAGCCCAGGGGUGGCAGCAGGGCCCAGUCAGUGCUUGGUCCUAGCUGGCGCCACGGCAGAGCGAGCGGCCCGAGCCCUGGCCCCGGCUGUCCGCGGUGAAUGAAGCUCAGCGCGCUGGCUGGACUUGGCACCUUUAUCUCCGUGGCAGACAAGCUGCUCAGGCCGCAGGAGGGAGCAGGGGCAGCAGGCGGAGACUGCAGCGCGCUGGCCAGGUGCUUCCUCCCUCCGGCCCAGCACUCAGCCCAGUCGUGAGGCCGGCAGCCUUCGGCCACGACUCUGCUCCGAACCGGCCUCCUGCAUCAGCUCCGUCCCGGAAAACAGCAAAACAGACUACAGGGGCUUUAAAAAAUGGCUGCACAAACCAGAACACGGAUUCAGAAUCUUUUCUCCUGUUGAUGUUUACAAAAUGCCUUCUGUUCAUUUGUGUUUACCCAGCUCUUCCUUUGACUCCCAGAAGAGAAUUUUUGGGCUUUGCAUCGGUCAGGAGUGUCGAGCUGUGCCCUCUGACUCCCGGGAGACUGCUGGGGCAGGAGGAGCGACACGUCGGGGGGCUGGGGCGGGCUCUCCGAGGGCGGGCAAGACAGCAGCUGCUGGCCGCUGACAAGGCAAGAGGAAUUCUAGAAAUGAAACAUUAUUCUUUGAAGAUGAGAGAAAAGGUAACUCCUGGGGCAGUGAGGCAGUGAGGCGGUGCUUAGGAGGAAGCUCUGUGCGCGCGCCCUGCUCGUGGCCCCGCGGACUCCAGGUAGGAUGGAGAGUGCAGCCCGUGUUCUUGAACCUCAGCCCAGGCUCGGCGGGAGCCCACUAUUCUGGAUGUUCCCUUGGGAGCAGUAAAGGUAGGAGAGCCCCAUCCUUAGUUCGUGCCCAGACUCUCUGUUGGACGAGGGUAACUGGGAAUUAAGAGGUGUCUAGAUACUGCAGCAAAGUUUUACUUUUCUAAAAAUGUUGUCAGGGUUUUAUUUUUCCCUCUUACCUCAGGUUAUUUAUAUAUUAUUGGUUGAAGAUUUUACAAAUGGUUUUUAAAUGUUUGUAAGUACUUUCCUAAUUUGCUUUUUUUUUUUUAAUAACACUUGACACACUAGUUAUGUACUCCCACCUCUUUUCCUGUAAAUCUCUCAGUAAGACUGUUGGCCAGAGGCCAGAACACCUGUGAAUUAAAAGU